Messenger RNA from Synchiropus splendidus (mandarinfish), 2323 nucleotides. RefSeq names its product transmembrane protein 200C. The record is from RefSeq and is a predicted model, not a curated record. Bases 252 to 1769 code for a protein of 505 amino acids. The transcript has 2 exons. NCBI's taxonomy places the organism in Eukaryota, Metazoa, Chordata, Actinopteri, Syngnathiformes, Callionymidae.
UCUCCAGGAUGAUAAAUGUGCUGAGCAGCCCUCGCUUCUCCCGCUGCCCAAUAAUCUCCAGCGAGAGAACUGCGGCUGGCCCGCCCCUGCGCGUCCAACUGGAAACCACUCUCCGCUUCCUCCAGCUUUUUGGCACCAAAGUGGCGCACCACGAGCAGCAGUGGUGACGGAGGAGUGCGCCUUUCCAGCGAUGCUCCGCGUCCACGACUCUAUUUCUGGUUGAGUGACGAGCCUGCUGUCCAGUCGCCGCCAUGAUCGCCACCGGCGGCCUGCUGCGCAUGAACAGGCGCCAGGAUUCCCUUCGCUCCAAGAACCGAGCGGAAAACAAGCGCAAGCGGAAAUCCAAGAAGAAGAAGAAGAACGACGUGGUGGUGGUGAAGGGCAAGCUCAACCUGUGCUCCCCGGCCGGCUUGGUGGCCGCCGUCGGGGUGGUGGUGCUCAUGGUGGGGAUUUCCAUGGCGGUGCUGGGCUACUGGCCCAGCCAGAGCCAGCAGCAGUACCAGGACCGCCGCAGAGCCGGAGGCUUCUUCGGUGGCAGGAUGGGUUACUCCAAAAGCACACCCCUAGCCCCCAACAUCACCGGUGACGUGUCCAACCACACCGGGUCGCUCAACCACAGCCAUGCCAACAGCAGCUUCCCCUCCCCCAACUGUGGCUUCCUCUGUGACUUUCUGGACAACUACCUGUACUCAGACAAUCUCAAGGUCUUCGGGCCGCUGGUGAUGGGGAUCGGCAUUUUUCUUUUCAUCUGUGCCAACGCCGUGCUUCAUGAGAACAGAGACAAGAAAACCAAGAUCAUCAACCUGCGGGACAUCUACUCCACGGUCAUCGACCUGCACAGCGUCCGGUCCAAGGAGCACGCGCCUCUGAACGGCAUGGUGAACUACACGCAGUCGCGGAGUGCGGAGGUUCCGUCGGGCUCCUUCCCGGCGAGCGGGCUGCUCACCCGCAGCUCCUGGCCCUCCACCGGACUCAGCUUCCCGGGCGAGUCGGGCGCAGACGAGGUUUUUCGACGUCCCUCUUUGGCGGGACGGACACGGAGCUGGUCCAGAGAUGUCCAGACCUUCACAGACACGGUCUACAGCAUAUACAAGGACUACAGCAACAGCGGCGAGCAGGCGCCGCAGCCUCGCCAGUGGGAGACCACCUCCAUCGUGACCUCCUCUGUCAAUGCCUUCACCCUCCCUGUCAUCAAGCUGAACAACUGUGAGGUGGAGGAGUCGGAGAAAGUGGAGGCAGAGGACGCCACGGAGACCGCUGCCACCGACCAGGAAGGGCCGGGCCGCUGCGGAGACAUCGACCAAGCGGACCCUGAGGAGACAGAGGCGGCGGAGUCUGAUUCUCCUCCUCUUCAUCGGAGCAGUGAGGACGUGGAGGCAGACGACCAGCAGAGGGAACAGCAGGAGCAGAGCCAGCCCCAGUGGACCCAGCUGUUCCCUCCAUCACCUGUUGCCAGGGUGAUGGGAUCUCGGCUGUCGCUCAACUCCCUGACGGAGCAGCCCAGGCCGGCACGCCGCUGCAGCCUGUCGGUGUCUGUGUGUCGCCAGGGCGACCGAGGCCGGCGCUUCAGCUGCCCUCGCCUGGAGCGCUCCAACAGCAAGGGCUACAUCAAACUGACAGACCUGGGGGGCGAGUCCUUCGAGGCCCCCGACACUGACACGUCUUUGGUGGGGACUGAGCCCGGGGAUCCUUCGGUGGAGGCGGACGCUGGAGACGCCGCUCAGGGUGAAGAGGAGCUGGUCUCAGCCAGCGCCUCCACGGAGUCUUAGACCUCUGGUGUUUUUUGCAGACGAGCCUGUAAACGUCUUCUUCUCCAGUGAAGACUCAUAGCAAUGAACCCUCACGAGCGAGUCCUCUCAGUGUAAACCCCACACAAGGUUUUAUAUUUUUUCAAUGUAGCAAGAGCAAUACUAAAGACUUGCGGUACGUUUUAGUAAGAUUUGUAAAGUCCCGAACGGAGAAACCGUUUUUUGUACAACAGUAGGGCAAAAACUGUAGCUGGUCAAGUCGCCAAAACUGAACUCUACCGUACAACCUGUCGUACCGUAGCAUCGACAGGCGCCACAGGAAGGUCUGCGUCGUGGUGUGGAUCCGUGAGGUGAACUGAAUCUCAGGUAGGACGUCUGGUUUGGGAUCGGGACCUUGAAGCUCUUCUCUUACCUGCACACUUGUUCAUAAGACACUUGGUCGGACUAAAGCACCCGUGACACCGACGGUGGGUCUGCUCGAUGUUCUUGUGUGAUGUUAGAUGACAUGCGUUGAAUGCAAAGUAGUUUGCUCCAAAUAGUUUUACUUGCAUUAAGAAACCAAUAAAAUAAUUGAU